This is a messenger RNA of Cucumis melo (muskmelon), 528 nucleotides long. Its product is annotated as pectinesterase inhibitor-like. The coding region runs from base 1 to 528 and encodes 175 amino acids. Gene Ontology annotation, molecular function: pectinesterase inhibitor activity. The record is from RefSeq and is a predicted model, not a curated record. Lineage: Eukaryota; Viridiplantae; Streptophyta; Magnoliopsida; Cucurbitales; Cucurbitaceae. Gene Ontology annotation, biological process: negative regulation of catalytic activity. The transcript has a single exon.
AUGGUUUUUCUAUUUGGUCUUCUUUUGUCUAAUGUUUAUGCCAUCCCUUUGAAUGCUAAUACGAUACCAUCGAACGGCGAUACCUUAGUAUCGAAUAUCUGUCCACAAACUAGUAAUCCAUCGUUUUGUGCCAGUAUAUUGGAAUCUGCAAACAGCAUAGACUUGAAAGCUUUGAUCGCUUAUGGCCUAAACCUUGCUCAUACAAAUGCAGGAAAAUCUAUGACUCUAGCCAAAGCACUAGCAGUAUUGACAACCAAUCCUCAGCUUAAGAAACAAUAUUUGUCUUGCUUUGAGAACUAUGAUGAAGCCAUGUGUGACAUUGAAAAAGCUAAAAGUGAUUUGGCCUUUAAUGACUAUAAUGGUGUUAAUCUUGCGAUUUCUGAUGCAAUGAUGAUAGCCGAUGACUGUCAUGAUAACUUCGAACAAUCGUUGAAAGACAUGUCAUUGCUUCCAAAUAAUACAAGGACUUUGAAAGACAUUUAUAGCAUUAUUUUAGUUAUAUCUAGUAUUCUACCUAGGAAUAUAUAA